Bombyx mori (domestic silkworm) is the source of this 606-nucleotide messenger RNA. RefSeq names its product chorion class B protein M2410-like. Lineage: Eukaryota; Metazoa; Arthropoda; Insecta; Lepidoptera; Bombycidae. Bases 21 to 542 code for a protein of 173 amino acids. Gene Ontology annotation, molecular function: structural constituent of egg chorion. Gene Ontology annotation, biological process: multicellular organism development; chorion-containing eggshell formation. The transcript has 2 exons. Gene Ontology annotation, cellular component: egg chorion. The record is from RefSeq and is a predicted model, not a curated record.
UAGUCAUUCAGCGAAACAACAUGGCCGCUAAACUCAUACUCUUGGUCUGCAUCUCAGCUCUUGCUCAGUCUGCUAUGGGCAUCGGUUGUGGCUGCGGUGGACGUGGCUACGGAGGUCUUGGAUACGGAGGUCCCGGGUACGGUGGACUCGGAUAUGGUGGGCUCGGAUAUGGUGGCUACGGCGGUCUCGGAGGAGGAUGUGGCCGAGGCUUCUCAGGUGGAAGCCUUCCUGUAGCAACCUCCUCUGCCGCCCCUACUGGUCUGGGUGUCGCAUCCGAAAACGAAUACGAAGGUACUGUCGCUGUCUGCGGUAACCUGCCUUUCCUAGGCUCCGCUCUAGUAGAGGGCGUCUUCCCCACUGCGGGUCUUGGCGGUAUCUUCUACGGCUGCGGCGAUGGCUUCGUCGGCAUCACCGCUGAGAGAGGUAACGGUUAUGCUGGUGGUCUGGGCUACGGUGCCGGAUAUGAUGGCAUCGGCUACGGCGCUGGAUAUGGUCUUGGCUACGCCGGAAACGGAUGCGGUUGCGGCUAUGGUGGAAUCUAGUGAUUAACCAACCAACUAAUCAUGUACCGAUAAAAUCUGCAUACAAUAAACAUAUUUUGAUUUA